Lampris incognitus (smalleye Pacific opah) is the source of this 1909-nucleotide messenger RNA. RefSeq names its product STE20 related adaptor beta (gene stradb). NCBI's taxonomy places the organism in Eukaryota, Metazoa, Chordata, Actinopteri, Lampriformes, Lampridae. Gene Ontology annotation, molecular function: protein kinase activity; protein serine/threonine kinase activator activity; ATP binding. The record is from RefSeq and is a predicted model, not a curated record. The transcript is spliced from 13 exons. Gene Ontology annotation, biological process: protein phosphorylation. Bases 484 to 1773 code for a protein of 429 amino acids.
GAAGAGGGUCAUGUUCCACACGAAUAACAGCAGUGUGCUUGGUUGAGCGUGUCGCUUGCUCUUCAUUUCAGCGGGAACAGUUGGAGCCCCGCUGGGGAACCGAACCGAACCGAGCCGAGCCGCGCUGCUCGCUUGUUCGUGUGUGUUUGCUGCGCGGUGUCGGCGGAGGAACUUGAGGGGAGGAGGAGGAGAUAAGCUGUGCUGCAGCUGUGCGUUACUGGGUCGCUGCUAAAUCACACGCACGUACACGGACUCGCUGUGACGGCGGGGGCACGUGCGGUGAGGGCAGAGCCUGCGGACCCGGUACCGAGUGAGUGGAUGUCGCAUGACCAAAUUCGUUGGAUGUCCUCGCCAUUCGGCUCGGAUUGUGAAUAGUAGCGCCUGUUCUGGUGGAUGAAGCCGGUGCAGCCUGCUUCUGGACUGUAGAGACUCGGGGCGGUUUCGUGAGACAGCGUCCCUCGCCACCGUCGCCAAAAGGAGUCCAUGUCUUUCUUGGACUGUUCCUGCAUCUUCCAAGCUCAAGUCCAACCUGUGGCCCUAGAGGAGCGCUAUGAAGACACCAGCCACCAAUUCCUGAGCUCUGAACUCUCAGAAUACACGCUGCCAGGGACCCCUGGCAGCAAUGACAUCACAGGACUGUCUGCCGACCCAGCCCACUACCAGCUGCUGUUAGAGCUCGGGAGGGGCUUCAACAACCUGAGCCAGGUGAGCAUGGCACGCCACAGCCCCUCUAGCCAGCUGGUGGCAGUCAAGCACACCAACUUAGAUGAGUGCACUGAGGAGGAGCUGCUGCAGCUGUUGAAGGAGAUUCUGGGCUCCAGGCAGUUCCGUCAUCCUAACUUGCUGACCUCACGUCUAGUUUUCAGCUCCUGUUGCCAGCUCUGGGUCCUGAUGCCACUCAUGACAUACGGCUCUGCAGACAACUUACUGAGGACAUACUUCCCAGACGGAAUGAGUGAAUCCUUGAUCGCAUACCUGCUGCAUGGUGUGCUGAAGGCUCUGGAAUACCUGCACCAGAUGGGCUAUGUCCACAGGGGCGUGAAGGCCAGUCAUAUCCUGCUGUCAGGUGAGGGUCACGUUUACCUGUCAGGGCUCCACAGUGUUUACAGUAUGAUGCGGGAAGGGAAGAGGAUGAGGGCGGUCUUCGACAUGCCCCACCACAGCCCAGCACUCCUCCCCUGGCUCAGCCCCGAACUGUUGCGACAGGAUCUGCAUGGCUAUGGAGUCAAAUCGGACAUCUACAGUCUGGGUAUUGUGGCCUGUGAGCUGGUCAGUGGCAGGGUGCCUUUCCAGGACAUGCCCCCCACCCAGAUGCUGCUUCAGAAGCUGCGUGGCUCCAGCUACUGCCUGCUGGAUGUGGCUCCCUUCCCCCUGGGCGAGCUCGGGGGGCUCAAGGUUUCACGGUCUGGGGUCGACUCUGGCAUUGGGGAGAGCGUGGCCACAGGCAGCCUGACACACACUGCCACUGCCCCCGCCUCCAACAGACCUCAAAGCCCUGGACCCAAAAACCACUCGGCCACCCUGCACAACCUGGUCCAGCAGUGUCUGCAGCAGCAGCCUGAACGCAGGCCAUCAGCAUCUGCACUGCUGAGCCAUGCCUUCUUCAAGCAGGUGAAGAGGCAUACCAGAGACUCCUUCCUCAGCCUCAUGUACCCAGCGGUGCCCCUCACCAGCCCCGAGGACCCUCCAGUCUCCUGCCCCCCAACCCCGUCCUGCCAUGGUUGGACGCCCCCUGCUGGCGAGGCCGCCGAGGGAGUGUGGGACUUCUCAUGAGCCGCCUUCCCACAAAUCUCCCAGAGCCAACAAGAGAACCAAACUUGAGACAAUCAGAGCAAAGCGAUUAGGCCAAAAUCUACUGUGCAUUCAUGUUACCAUCAAGCCAAUUAACUGAGCCUUUAUUACACCAAUA